AUGGAGAAUAACAAAUCUGUUGUACAAGCCGGUGGAACUGAUCUGGCGUUGAUUAGCGACGAGACGCUGCAGACGUUGAUUUUCAUCGACUUCGUCGUGCUGUCGGGCGCCGUCAGCGUCCUCGGCAUCGCCUUCAACAUCAUAAACAUCAUCGUUUUCAACCGGCUCGGCUUCAAGGAGACGACCAACAUCUCGCUCAUGUCCCUCGCCCUGGCCGACCUCUUCGUGCUGAUGAUGAUGGUCGGGUACAGCGUCAUCUACAACCCGCUCCUGGUGGCCGCGGUUCAAAACCAUGAACUCGUCGAGGCGCUGGAUUACCUCGCAGUGGGCUGGCCGCUGCUAUGCUUCAGCAGGGUAUCGGGGUGCCUGACGGCGUUCAUCAACUUCGAGAGGUUCCUCUGCGUGGCGCUGCCGCUCAAGGUCAGGGUCAUCAUCUCGUCGCGGAGAACCAUCGCGGUGUCCGUCGGGAUAAUCACUGUCGUCAUCGCCUGCACGCUUCCUGCGUUCUACGCCACAGGGAUCGGACCGCGCUUCAGCGAGGCGCUGAACAGAACGAACGUCGGGCUGUACUUCAAGCCGGACGGGCGUCUUCUCGAAAAUGUGUACCUAUCCAUCAACGUGUUCUUCCAGCUCGCGUCAUUCGCCUCUGUGGUGAUCUUCACGAUCGGCUUGAUCCAUCAGUUCUGGAAGAAAACAAAAAAGCGGAAUCUGUUGGCCUGGUCGUCGGGCGCGAAAAGCCCCGCUCUGUCCGCACGAGACAAGCGAAUGGUGAAACUGGUCGUUUUGAUAUCAGCCGUUUUCAUCGGUUGCUCGCUUCCCGGAGUGGCCGGAAUCAUCGCCAUGUUUUUCACGGGUGAAUACAGCAGCACGGGACGCUACAAAAACCUCUUCUUCGCCUCGUUCUCAGCGUUUUUUCUGCUGGGGGCUCUGAACUGCUCUGUGACCAUUUUCAUCUACCUGAAGAUGAGCUCGAAAUACAGACUCGUUUUCCAAAGUCUGUUUAAG
Lymnaea stagnalis (great pond snail) is the source of this 1005-nucleotide messenger RNA. Lineage: Eukaryota; Metazoa; Mollusca; Gastropoda; Lymnaeidae. The record is from the annotation of a GenBank genome assembly.